Messenger RNA from Lycium ferocissimum, 657 nucleotides. RefSeq lists its product as uncharacterized. NCBI's taxonomy places the organism in Eukaryota, Viridiplantae, Streptophyta, Magnoliopsida, Solanales, Solanaceae. The transcript has 2 exons. The record is from RefSeq and is a predicted model, not a curated record. The coding region runs from base 1 to 657 and encodes 218 amino acids.
AUGUGGGGGAAGCAUGGGAUAAACAAAGUAGCAAUGAUGCAGAAUGGAAUAGUCAUGGUUAGGUUUGAUUCCGCAGAAGGGAAGAAUGAAGUGAUACAAGGGGGAAUCUACCACGUCGAUAACAAACCACUAAUUGUGAAAGCCUGGGAAUCGGAGAUGGAAUUCACAAGAGAUGAACUAUACUCGGGCUUGAGCAAACUGGGGAGCUUAGUGGGCAAACCACUUAUGGUGGAUAGGAAUAUUGAGAAGAAAAUGGGAUUAAACUUUGCACGAUUGCUGGUAGAAGUAAAGAUUGAUACUCCAUUGCCGGAUGUGAUCUUGUUCAAAAAUGAAAGGGGGAAUGUUAUUGAACAAAGAGUGACAUAUGAUUGGAAACCUACCCUGUGCAAGGUUUCCCAAAAGUAUGGUCACAAUGAAGAGGUGUGUAGAAGGAAUAAAAAGGAAGUUAAACCUCAAGAACCACAUCAGGUGGAAGCUCAAAAACCUGUUGAAGCUGUUCAAGAGGUUGGUAAAGAUAAGAUGGCAAAAGGGAGUGUCACUAAUGGGGUAAGUAAUCAAGGGGGGAGAGGAGGAGGCUGGAGACAGAAUAAUCAGGGGGGAAGGGGAGGUGGUUGGAGGAAGCCACAAACUAACUGGCAGGUUCAAAGAGCAGGAUAA